AUGGGUGUCGAGAGAACGACUAAUCCAAUUUUUGAAUCCAACAAGAAGUACAACCAGGAUGAUUACCGUGACUAUGCUGAGCUUUGCUUUGAAAGAUUUGGUGACUGGGUAAAGUAUUGGAUCACUCUAAAUGAGCCUUGGAGCUACAGCACCGGUGGUUAUGCAACCGGCAACUUCGCCCCCGGACGGUGUUCUUCUUGGCAACAACUAAAUUGUAGUGGUGGAGAUUCUGGCGUAGAGCCAUAUCUGGUGACGCACCACCAGCUUCUUGCUCAUUCGGCUGCCGUAAAAUUGUACAAGGACAAGUAUCAGGCUUCACAGAAUGGAAAGAUUGGGAUUACACUCUCGACAAAUUGGAUGGUUCCUUUCUCCAAUGAGACCAUCCACCGUGAUGCUGUGGUACGAGCCCUCGAUUUCCACUUUGGCUGGUUUAUGAAUCCAUUAACAUUUGGUGACUAUCCGUAUGCCAUGCGAUCUCUUGUUGGAAAUCGACUUCCCAAAUUCUCUGCAGAAGAAUCGAACAUGCUUAAGGGCUCGUUUGAUUUUCUUGGGUUGAAUUACUAUACUUCAAACUAUGUGGUACAUGCUCCUGAAUCCAAUAUUAUUAAUGUGAGCUACAUAACAGAUUCUCAAACUAAUCUCACAUAUGAGAGGAAUGGGGUGCCUAUUGGUCCAAAGGGUGCUUCAAAUUGGCUAUAUGUUUACCCAAGAGGGAUACGGGAUCUUCUGUUGUACAUCAAACAAAAUUAUGGGAAGCCAAUCAUUUAUAUUACAGAGAAUGGCAUGGAUGAAAUAAAUGAUGCGACAUUAUCUCUUGAGGAAGCCCUUGAAGACAACAUGAGAGUAGAAUAUUACUUUCACCAUCUUAACCAACUUCAAAGAGCAAUCAGGUAA
Molecule: messenger RNA, 894 nt
Organism: Ilex paraguariensis (yerba mate)
Lineage: Eukaryota; Viridiplantae; Streptophyta; Magnoliopsida; Aquifoliales; Aquifoliaceae
Source: the annotation of a GenBank genome assembly